GGUCACAGCACGGGAGCCGCAACCUCGGAGGAGGACGAGAAGCGGAGCCCCGGCUUCCCGGCCAUGCGGCUGUUCCCGACGGCGCUGUGCCUCUCCCUGGCCUACCAGCUGGCCGCCCCCACCCUGUCCCGCACCGACCCCAGGAAAUCCGCCACCAAAUCCCUGCAGGAGAAGACGGGUCCCUCGGAGCGCACGGUGCGGGAGCGGGGGCUGGUGGUGUCGGAGCCGAGGGCCGAGGACGUGGUGCGGGAACACCGGAGGGCCUGCGCCCCCAAGGCCGCCCGCACGCACUUUGCGGGGGACGCGCUGGGGUACGUCACGCCGUGGAACGGCGGCGGCUACGACGUGGCCAAGACGUUCGGUGCCAAGUUUUCGUGGCUGUCGCCGGUGUGGCUGCAGGUGAAGCGCCGGGGCCGGGAGCUCUUCCAGGUCACCGGCCUUCACGACGUCGACCAAGGCUGGUUGAGAGAUGUCCGGAGGGUCGCCCCCGGCCUGCGCGUCGUGCCCCGCGUCCUGUUCGAGGGCUGGACGCUGGCGGACUUCGAGGCCGUCUUCCACAGCGAGGAUGAGAUGGACGAGCUCGGACUGGCCCUGCUGCGCGUCGCCAAGAGCGAGAAUUUUGACGGCUUCGUGAUCGAGGUCUGGAGCCAGCUGGGGAGCCAGAAGGCCAAGGAGCUGCUCCACUUACUGAGCCACCUGGCCCAGGCCCUGCGCGAGGCCCAGCUGCGGGUCGUCGUGGUCAUCCCGCCCGUCGUCACCCCGGGCAGGCCGUCGGGGGGCUCGUUCGGGCGGACUCACCUGGACCAGCUGGCCCCCCUCGUCGACGGCUUCAGCCUGAUGACCUAUGACUACUCCUCUCCGCAGCGGCCCGGCCCGAACGCUCCCCUGCCCUGGGUGCGAGCCUGCAUCCAGCGGCUGGACCCGGACGCCCGCUGGCGGCCCAAGAUCCUCCUGGGACUCAACUUCUACGGCCUGGACUUCUCCGCCGCCUCGGCCGAGCCCGUCGUGGGCGGCAGAUACAUCGAGAUCCUGAAGCAGCACAAGCCCAAGCUGGUCUGGGACGAGGAGACGGGCGAGCACUACUUACAUUACAAACCAAGCAAAGGAGGCAAGCACACAGUCUACUAUCCAACGCUGAAGUCUAUCGCGCUGCGCCUGGAGCUGGCGGCCGAGCUGGGGACGGGCAUCGCCAUCUGGGAGCUGGGCCAGGGCCUGGACUACUUCUACGACCUGCUCUGACCCGGCCG
Tachyglossus aculeatus (Australian echidna) is the source of this 1247-nucleotide messenger RNA. It is a transcript of the gene CHID1, whose product is annotated as chitinase domain containing 1. Bases 64 to 1239 code for a protein of 391 amino acids. NCBI's taxonomy places the organism in Eukaryota, Metazoa, Chordata, Mammalia, Monotremata, Tachyglossidae. Gene Ontology annotation, molecular function: oligosaccharide binding; chitin binding. Gene Ontology annotation, biological process: carbohydrate metabolic process. Gene Ontology annotation, cellular component: extracellular region. The record is from RefSeq and is a predicted model, not a curated record. The transcript is spliced from 13 exons.